Botrytis sinoallii is the source of this 234-nucleotide messenger RNA. RefSeq lists its product as uncharacterized. The coding region runs from base 1 to 234 and encodes 77 amino acids. The transcript has a single exon. The record is from RefSeq and is a predicted model, not a curated record. Lineage: Eukaryota; Fungi; Ascomycota; Leotiomycetes; Helotiales; Sclerotiniaceae.
AUGUCAACCGUACCAUCACCGUCCGAUAGAUCUGAAGCAGGGCUACGAAAGGAUAUUUCCAAGUUCGAAGACUACAAGAAUAGAAAGAUUGGCAGUCAUUCACAAACCUCUCAACGGCUGCAAGGAGUCAUUACGAAAAACAGUACCUGCAAUUUUGAGGCCAACCGAGGUCUCCUCAGCGUCGUUUCACAAUAUCAUAUUUACCCCCCUAUGGAUACGACGGGCGCGGGAUGA